Molecule: messenger RNA, 3495 nt
Organism: Morone saxatilis (striped sea-bass)
Lineage: Eukaryota; Metazoa; Chordata; Actinopteri; Moronidae
Gene: cyp2r1
Product: vitamin D 25-hydroxylase
Exons: 5
Coding region: 1188-2744 (518 amino acids)
Biological process (GO): xenobiotic metabolic process
Cellular component (GO): intracellular membrane-bounded organelle; cytoplasm
Molecular function (GO): iron ion binding; heme binding; oxidoreductase activity, acting on paired donors, with incorporation or reduction of molecular oxygen, reduced flavin or flavoprotein as one donor, and incorporation of one atom of oxygen
Source: RefSeq, a predicted model, not a curated record
UAUAUUUCCAUCUCUGUUCUGUCUUCUUCAUUCAGAGCUAAUUUUAGUUAUGACAUCUGAGUUGUGUCUGCCACUGGACAUUUGAUUUAGCCAAUGGCAUAAUGCCUAGCCUUGCUUCCCAGAAAACAUCAAACUCAAACAUCAGAAACCUGUGUCAAGAGCUUAUCCAAAAGCUUUUUUAGCCAGCUACCUAAAGAACAUAUUGAACUUUUGGGCCCAGAGUGCAAUUUUGUGGCUAUAUAUACAAAUGUGCAUAGAAAAUGGUGAAAUGUUUUUUUUUAUUUUUAGCGUCUUUAACUGUUACAAAGACUGGAAGAGAAAUUAAUCAGAACCCACUUCACUUUAAUUUCAUCCAGUAAAAAUAAAAGAAGCCUUGGUAGCUUAGGAAAUGCACUGAUGUUGACUAAACAGCAAUUGUUCCUUUGCUUUAACAUAGAAUUGAACUGGACCUGAAUUGAAACUACCUCGUAAUGUUUAGUUUUAUUCUUGGUAACCUUUGUUAACAGGCAGCAGCAUUUCAUAUUAACUUAAAAUACACAAAACCUGUUUUUGAGCCCAGAUGUUCCACAUUAUAUUCCAUGUACCUCCCUACUAGGAAAGAUGCUUCCAAACUGUGUGCACGUGUGUUUAUGGGUUAGGAUUAGAUUUCCCUGAAACAAUGGGGGGCUCAUCAGUUCAAUCCACCCCAGUCUCCCCUACAAUAUGCAAUAUAAUAUAUUAUAUUUAUCAUAUUUACAUAAUUGUUUGAUGCCAAUUUCUGUCUGUGCGUCAAAGAGCUGGUCCGCACGCUUGUUUAAGCCAAACAGCAUUUUUAACAGAAUUAAACUUGAAUUAAACUUUCUGCAACUUUAAUGACUCAGCAUUCUUUUUUUUUCUUUUUCUUUUUUACAACUUUAAUAAGGGGUUUGAUGAACUGUAGCGUUAUUUUUUAGGGUCUCCUGCCACCUCUGUAGGUCCAUUAAAAGCAGCCAAAAAACCUCAAAAUAAAUGAUCCGGGUUAUUGAUCAGGAGCAGAACAAAGUUCACCCACAGUUGACUCUGAGUGUCUGGCCAAUCUUAGCCUUAGAGGCGGGGGAUAGAAAAUGUGCAAGAUGAUACAUUACAUAGGCUAUGUGCUUCAGUUACUCUGAGGAGAAGCCGAAGUCAGCAGAGGUAGUGUAGCAGGGAGGACAGAUUUUUUGGAAAAGAUGGUUUCAAUUAAAUCGCCUUCUCUGGUGUCGGUGUCCCGCGAACAGGCUCUGCUCGGUGUGGGCUGCUUGACUGUCGUCCUGCUCGCUUUCCUGCUGGUUCGCCAGCUCGUCAAGCAGAGACGACCCCCGGGCUUUCCUCCUGGUCCAUCUCCCAUCCCUGUGAUAGGGAACAUUCUGUCUCUAGCCACCGAGCCGCACGUCUUCCUCAAGACACAGAGUGAAGUUCAUGGACAGAUUUUCAGUAUUGACCUGGGAGGCAUAUUGACCGUGGUAUUAAAUGGAUACGACUGUGUCAGGGAAUGCCUUUACCAUCAGAGCGAGGUGUUUGCUGACCGCCCGUCGCUGCCUUUAUUCAAGAAAAUGACCAAAAUGGGUGGACUUCUCAAUUGCAAAUAUGGCAGAGGCUGGAUUGAACACCGUAAACUGGCUUGCAACUCUUUCCGUUACUUCGGCAGUGGCCAGAGACUGUUCGAGAGGAAGAUCUCAGAAGAGUGCAUGUUCUUUGUCGAUGCCAUUGACGAACACAAGGGAAAGCCCUUCAAUCCCAAACACCUAGUGACUAACGCUGUGUCCAACAUCACCAACCUGAUCAUUUUUGGGCAGCGUUUUACUUACGACGACCGCAACUUCCAGCACAUGAUUGAGAUUUUCAGUGAGAAUGUGGAGCUAGCGGUGAGCGGCUGGGCCCUCCUCUACAAUGCCUUCCCUUGGAUUGAGUAUGUGCCCUUUGGAAAACACCAGAAGCUGUUCCGCAAUGCUGCUGAGGUGUAUGACUUCCUACUAGAGGUUAUAAAUGGUUUUUCACAGGGCAGGGUGCCACAUGUACCUCGCCACUAUGUCGAUGCCUAUUUGGAUGAGUUGGAGCAGAACACAGGAGACCCCAGUUCCUCUUUUUCCUAUGAGAACCUCAUCUAUUCAGUGGGUGAGCUCAUAAUUGCUGGCACAGAGACUACGACUAACACCCUGCGAUGGGCCAUGCUGUACAUGGCCCUCUACCCCAACAUACAAGAGAGGGUGCACAGGGAGAUCGACAGCGUGCUGGCCAAUGGGAGGGCGCCCACUUUGGAGGACAAACAGAAGAUGCCGUAUGUGGAGGCUGUCCUGCAUGAGGUCCUUCGCUUCUGUAACAUUGUCCCACUUGGUAUUUUCCGUGCUACCUCCCAGGAUGCAAACGUCAAUGGGUACACAAUUCCUAAAGGCACCAUGGUGAUCACGAAUCUCUACUCAGUGCACUUUGAUGAGAAGUACUGGAACGAUCCAGGAGUUUUCUCACCACAGAGGUUUCUGGACAGCAAUGGCAACUUUGUGAGGCGUGAGGCCUUCCUGCCAUUCUCUUUGGGGAGGCGUCAGUGUCUGGGCGAACAGCUGGCCAGGAUGGAGAUGUUCCUCUUUUUCACCACUUUGUUGCAGAGGUUUCAUCUUCAAUUCCCUCCAGGAACUGUUCCCACUGUCACUCCCAAACUGGGCAUGACCUUACAGCCCAAACCUUACUCCAUCUGUGCGGUCCGCAGGCAACAGAAAAGUCCCUCCUCAAACACUCCUUAUCACAAGUAGGCAAGCAAGUAUUUAUUACAGCUUGUUUGAGCCAGAAUUUAUAUAUUUUGCACAUGUGAUACACCACAUGAUACCGGUGCAUAAAACUGUAUUACUCUGGAUUCUAAUGUCCAGUUCUGGUGCAUUACAGUUUUUCCAACGGUCUUUCAGUGGUAAAAGAAGCUCUUUACAUAUGGAAAUGUGAUCCAGUUUAUUCAGUUAGUAUCCAGAUUUGUACUGAGCAAUAUGCAUGUUUGCACAAUCCUUUUCAGCUGCAAGGGAAACAAAAGACUCUGUGCUGAAAGGACAUCCUGGGAACACAAGUGUGCUAAUGAUUUAGCUCUCUGUAGGUCAGAGUUGCUCUGAACCCAGACAAUGAAAUGUCUAUGAACCUUGGUGCGGUAGCGAUGGGUUAGGUAUAUAUCACUGAUUCAUAGUAAGUACACCUAUGAUGGUUCAUAGCCCUGACUUCUCAGGACAGUGUCAGGUCACACAAAUGACACCACUGAAUUGUAUGUGUAGAGGGAAAAUUGGACUUUCCAAGAAAGUUCUGAACUGUGUAUUGGAGCUGGACAUGGGCCAAGAUCCACGUCAUCUGGAAUGACUCUGACCCCUUCUCCUGGGAAAGAGCUCCAUGAAACAUCCGUCUCUUGGAAAGCAAAUGCAACCCUGGUAGAUUUCUAGAAAAUGACUAUGCAACACUGGUUUCCGCUAAAUGGUGCUUAUCAGUACUGAGAAUGUACUACAUUUAUAUUUGAGGUUAACGUUUGUU